Messenger RNA from Candida tropicalis MYA-3404, 645 nucleotides. Its product is annotated as aminoacyl-tRNA hydrolase. The transcript has a single exon. Bases 1 to 645 code for a protein of 214 amino acids. Lineage: Eukaryota; Fungi; Ascomycota; Pichiomycetes; Serinales; Debaryomycetaceae. The record is from RefSeq and is a predicted model, not a curated record. Gene Ontology annotation, molecular function: peptidyl-tRNA hydrolase activity.
AUGUUCCGUGCCAUCUUGAACGAAAUUCUACCGAGUAGAGUAGAACCUGUUAUCCAAUCAUCAAAGAGGACGUUAUUCAUAGCCUCCAUAGGUAAUCCAGAACCUGAGUAUCAAGGCACAAGGCAUAAUGCAGGACAUCGUUUAAUGAAUCUGCUCAUAGAAGUUCAUUGGAAAGAUCAUGUUUACAAGAAAGGAGAUUACUACCUAUCACUGAAGUAUCCUAAUUUAAUAUUGUACAAAUCCAAUGAUUCCUUAAUGAAUAGACAGGGUCGAUUUCUCCGUAGACAUAUUGCUCAUUAUAAAGAUACUAAAUUGGUAGUUCUUCAUGAUGAAUUACAAAGAGAUGUUGGGAAGUUUCAAAUUAGAGGUCCUGGAACUAGUUCAAGAGGUCAUAAUGGAUUGAAAUCCAUUGAUAAACAUGUCGGUGGUAAGUAUACAAAACUUGGUAUUGGUAUCGGUAGGCCGCAGACUAAACUGGUGGUUGAUUAUGUCAUGGAAGAAUUUCAACCACAGGAAGCAGAAAUCCUAGAUUGGGAAGUAUUCCCGAAAUGUGCUAGAGAGUUACAGAAAUUGGUAGACGAAGAGUUAAAGCAAAUGCAAAAGGCAGAGCAAGAGGAAGUUUCUGAAGAAAAGUUAGAUCAAUAA